AUCCUGAGGUAGGGAUCGAGGCAGUGGUCAGGAGCCUUCAAGAAAGCUUGAAGAUGACCAACACAGAGUUGCAUAAGCAGGGUCUGCUGCUCUUUGCUGAAAUUCUGACUCGGCAACCAGAAGAGAUCAGGCUGUUCACAAGUUCAGCUUUGUGUGGAGAUGCUGGCCGUGCCCUCCAAGAGGCAGUGGGCAGUCCAGUCCUGGAGGUGGCUACUGAAGCAGUGAAGGCCAUUUCUGCUUUCCUGAGGAAGGACCAUCAGAAUACACCGCCUGUGCAGUAUAGGACACUGCAGGCCUUGCUUGAAGCCAUGCUGAGCCGGUGUGUGGAGUUUUCCCAGACUCCACUGAACAGGCGGUCCUUGGGGCAUGCCCGCAGCAGAAAUUCAGAGAAAGCCAUUAUUCGAAGGGGAAAGUUCCUCCAGAGCACUCUGGAAGGAUUUAGAAAAGCCUGCAGAUUGGCUGUGGAAUUCCAGAAUGAGCCUUUGGCCCAGGAGAAUCCCUUUACAGCUCCCAGUGCUGAGAAGGAAGAUACCCUGGAGGCUUUUUCAGAAUUUCUUCUCAGAGCCUGUGACUCUCUAUGUAUCCCACUGGUGAUGACAUACUUGGAGCAGGCCACCCAUCCAGCUUUAAUGGAAACUUUUUUCUCAAUUCUGUACAACCUCUUUGUCAUCGUUCCUCACAUGAAGGAAAGAUUCUCCAAGAAGCUUGCUUCCUCAUGCUUCAUACAACUUACCCUGGAGCUGAAGGCCAAGUUCUACAUUGGCUCUAGUGAUUCAAGCCUAAAUCAAGUAUGUUCCAGUUUCCUCUACUAUAUGUGCCUUAACCUCCUUUCAGCUCCAGAGAAGACAAGACCACCUUCCCAAGAAGAACUCUCUGCAGUAUCUGAGCUCCUGCAGUAUGGUCUGCCCCAGAUAAGCAGCAGGACCCCUGAAAACCUUGCCUUCCUAUCUGAUCGUCAAUAUGUGGAGGAAGCUGCUCGCCAGAGGCAGUACUGCAUCCUGAUUCUCUUCUACCUGGCCUGUAUCUACGAGGACAGGUUUGUCCCAGCUGCACAGUUAUUUGAGGCUGUGCAAAGCUUCCUCCUGUCUCUGCAGGACCAGGGUGAGCUUCCACCACCAGUAAUCUGCAGAGCCUCUAUCUAUCUGCUUGCAAUCUGCCAAGACAAGGACAGUGUACUGCAUGAGACAGUGGUUAGUGCAAUCAGAAAAUUCCUAGAGAGCAUCUCUGACUUGUACUUGGUCUACACUCACCACCCCCACCUGCUCAGGUUCUUCCUGGUGUAUCCAGAGUUGAUGAGUAGGUUUGGGCACCGUGUUCUGGAACUUUGGUUCUCCUUUGAAGGGAGCAACUAUGAGGAACUGGAUGAUGUCCCUUUUGCUGAACAGCCCACCCUUCCUCCCAGCUUCACAGACCUGUUCCAGAUACUCAGAAGCAGCCCCAGCAUUCUGCUCAUUUUGAUGGACCUUAUCUAUUCCAGCCCAGCAGACAUAGCCCGCAAGGUAUUGAUUGUCCUGAAGACCUUCCUGAAGAAGAAUGAAGAUAUCCAAGUAGGCAGUCUUGUCCGAGGCCACUUCCUGCUCACCCUGCAACACCUGCUGGUGGAGGAUGUAGUCCUCCCUUCAGGAGUCUCAGAGAACUUGGCACUGCUGCUGAACCUCCUGUCACUGGUACAACUGAGGACUGAGUCAAAACAAGAACUGGACAGCAUGGCCAUGAAACUCCUUCACCAAGUGAGCAAACUGUGUGGGAAGUGCAGCCCCUCUGACGUGGACAUUCUACAACCUUCCUUCAACUUCUUGUACUGGAGCCUUCAUCAGACUACGCCCAGCAGUCAGAAAAGAGUUGCGGCUGUGCUCCUGAGCUCCACGGACCUGAUAGAGCUUCUGGAGAAGAUGCUGGCACUCACCUGGACAGAGAUGGACUCUCCCAGAAACCCGCUGCUCUGCUCUGCAUGGCUACUCACUGCUUCCUUCUCUGCCCAGCAGCACCAUGGCAAUUUAAAGGUUCACCAGACACUGUCCGUGGAACUGGACCAAAUACUGAAAGCUCUCAGCUUUCCCAGCAAAAAGGUUGCGCUGCUCCUAGCUGCCAUCUUAAACUUCCUGCGGACAGCCCUGCAACAAAACUUUUCCUCUGUCCUGGUGGCCUUGGUGCACUCAGGGUCCCAUCCACCAGCAUCCCCUGAGAACAGUGUCCUAGCUCCACUGGAAGCAUCACAAGUGCUGUCUCUGGUCGUUGGGCUGCAGAACCUUCUGGUUCAGAAGGACCCUCUAUUGUCCCAAGCCUGUGUUGGCUGCCUGGAGGCCUUGCUUGACUACUUGAAUGCCCGGAGUCCAGACUUAGCACUCCAUGUGGCCUCCCAACCUUGGAAUCGAUUUUUGCUCUUCACUCUCUUGGAUGCUGGAGAGAAUCCCUUUCUCAGACCUGAGAUACUGAGGCUUAUAACGCUGUUUGUGCGGUACCAGAGCAGCAGUGUCUUCUCUCAUGAAGAGGUGGGUCAAGUUUUGGAAGCGGCAGUUUUGGCGGACUUUUCUACCCUCUCAAAUACCACAAUCCGGGCUCUACGUAACUUCUUCCUGCAGGUGCAGAGCAUGGGCCUUCUGACUGACCACAACACAGCCCAGACCCUGCAGGCCUCCCUGGAGGGCUGUUCCCCUAGUACCUUUUCUGCCCAGCCUCUUCAGGACAUGCUCUGCCUGGGAGGGGUAGCUGUAUCCCUGUCCCACAUCAGAGACUGAGCCUCAUGACUUAAGAGAUCCAGAAACUAAGAGCCAUAAGACCUGCAGACAACAAAGUUAGGGCAUAAUUGUUGCAGAGAUGGAU
This is a messenger RNA of Dipodomys spectabilis (banner-tailed kangaroo rat), 2823 nucleotides long. RefSeq names its product meiotic double-stranded break formation protein 1 (gene Mei1). NCBI's taxonomy places the organism in Eukaryota, Metazoa, Chordata, Mammalia, Rodentia, Heteromyidae. The transcript has 22 exons. The record is from RefSeq and is a predicted model, not a curated record. Bases 54 to 2738 code for a protein of 894 amino acids. Gene Ontology annotation, biological process: meiosis I.